UGGUUUAGUUGGUCCCGGGUUGGUCCAUUGUCCAUUCCAUUGGUCACAAUGUCAAAGUCACAUCUCACGUCCAACAUCAGAAUCACAAUUUUCGUUUAUCUAUUUUUUUCACAAGUUAUGUACAACCCAACACCAAAAUAAUAAAACAAGAAGAUUUUUAUGUUGUUAUUAUUGUUAUGUGAAUAAAUAUUUUAAUGCUAUUUUGCUGAAAAUGAAUACUUUUGAUGUACAUUUUAUCACAGAACUAUUUUUAGAAAGUGAUAGCAAUUUGACUAUAAAUAGAUUAGCCGUUACAGUGGCUAAUGUUAUUUAUGAAAAUGUCGAAAAUAUGAAUGCAUUUAAUGAAGUCCUGAGAAAGGAUUUUAAUAAUGUUCUACAGUCUGUGGAUGAGCGUCGUGUAAAAUCUGAUUACAAUUCAAAAUGUCAUAAAUAUAAGAAUACAGGAUUUUAUGAACAAACUGUGAAAACUUUUAAUGAGGAUGAUUAUAAAACUCACCUUAAAUUGAAGAAAUCAACAGUUGAAGCAUUGGUCACAUAUUUACACGAGAAUAUUAAAUCAGACAACACUAGGGCGUCACUACAUAAGAAAAUUCACAUAUUUUUGUAUCUUCUAACUACUGACUUAUCUUUCAAUGAUGUGGCGGCAUUAUUUAUUCUACAGAGGUCAUCAGUAAGCAGCAUUUUUUAUGAAAUUGUUGCUAUGCUUUCAGACCUAAAGGACUAUUUUAUAAAUUGGCCAUCACUUGAUGAACAGCAUAUUACUAGACUAAAGGUAAAUAGUAGAUUUCAAUUUCCUAAUUGUGUAGGUUUCAUUGAUGCAUGUCGUUUUAAAGUGGGUUCUAGGAGAACUAAGAAGUAUUUGCCAGAUACUGUCUUAUUACAAGCUGUGUGUGAUGAAUCCCUCAUGUUCACUCAUAUACAUGUAGGAUCUGUUGGGAAGACAAAGAAAAACAAAGUCUUCAAAGAAAGCAAACUGUCACAUGAACUGAAAAGCUCUGUAGAUUUUGAUAAUCAUAUUCUUGGCGAUGCAGAGUAUAAAUUGAAAUACAAUUUACUGACUCCUUUUUCAACUGAGGAGUUAUUAACAAGUGAAGAAAUGAAAUUUAAUGAAGUCCAUUGGAGAACAAGAAGUUAUAUAGGUCAUGCAUUUGAGUUGUUGAAAGAGAAAUUUACAAAACUGAGUCAUUUAGACUUUUGCAACCCUGAGGCAGUAGAAAGAAUACUAAAUGCAGCAUGUGUACUUCAUAAUUUCAUACUGCUUCAAGAAGGAUAUCCUGAAAUAAAAAAAGAAGCUCUAGGUUGUGAUGAUGGUAUACAUAGUGUCACCAUGAAUAUUGAUACUAAUAUUGUCAAAACUCCAGAUGAAAAGCGACAGUUUAUAUGUAAUUAUAUUAACUACAUAAUAUUCCACAAUAUAUCAGAGUCUUAGUUCAUUAACCAUUAGACUGAGCAUUUACUUUUGUGUAAUCUUUUUCUUUAUCAAUUGUGUUAUUGUUAACACUGGUGUCAGAUAUUUUUCAAGUCACCUAAAGGCUAAAAACAUGGCUUUUAUGACUACCGCAAUCUAGUGGUAAGUAGUCAUAUACACACUAGUGAACUAAACGGUCAAUGUUUUCUUUCACCGGAAGCAAGUGGAUGAAAUGAAAACCAGUAUGUACAUGUGAGUUAAAUUGGUAUACAAACUAUGUGGCUUGAAUAAGAUUCGAAAAAGGGACCUUUCAACCACAGGGGUUUGGUCUUUACCACUGGACCACUGCACCACCACUUUUUUAUAAUGAAAGUAGUAAAGAAAACAAUGUUUAUUUAAUAAUACUUAUAUUUCUCCACUAUCAUGUGAUAUUGAUAGAAUUGCUAGGCAUUUAACUGUUUUAUUUUAAUAUAGGAAACAAACAUACAAAUAAAUCAUCUGAAGUAUGAAAUCUAGCAAUAGUACACAGUUAUUUUUAUCAACACAGAAAAUACAAUUGUAAAAAAAAUAUAGUGUUACCUAAGAAUUAUAUAAAAUAAAAUAUAUUUCUACUAUGUA
This is a messenger RNA of Plodia interpunctella (Indianmeal moth), 2026 nucleotides long. RefSeq lists its product as uncharacterized. Bases 212 to 1429 code for a protein of 405 amino acids. NCBI's taxonomy places the organism in Eukaryota, Metazoa, Arthropoda, Insecta, Lepidoptera, Pyralidae. The record is from RefSeq and is a predicted model, not a curated record. The transcript is spliced from 2 exons.